Molecule: messenger RNA, 722 nt
Organism: Gordionus sp. m RMFG-2023
Lineage: Eukaryota; Metazoa; Nematomorpha; Gordioida; Chordodea; Parachordodidae
Product: collagen alpha-1(XXI) chain-like
Exons: 5
Coding region: 30-722 (230 amino acids)
Source: RefSeq, a predicted model, not a curated record
AUUAACAUUCAAAUUAUAAAGCAUUGAAAAUGCUGUCAACCAAAAUUCUAAGUUUACUCAUUGCCAUAUGUUCGUACGAAUGUGCCACCUACAAUAUAAUUACUAUCAAACCAAAAACUGAACCUCCGAAAAUUGACAUCAAUCCGUAUAAGAACCUUGUCAGUGCAAGAAAUGCACCAAUCGACGUUGUUGCCCUGAUUGAAUUGGCCUACCGUACCCCCGUACAAUUUGAGUGCGCUCUGUCAAUCACCUUCGGGUCACUCUUUCAACUCGUCAAGAAUAACCCUCUAGGUCCUGAUGGAGCUAACGUAGGAAUCGUGACUUACAACAAAUUUGCCAACGUUCAUUUACCGCUGGGGUCAGCAACCGCCUUUUCCGGUGUGCUAGUCUACCCUACACCCGUUUUCAACGGGGGAUCAUCAAAAUAUUUGAAUGUUGACACUGCCUUGUCGCUCGCUUAUUCGAUGUUGAAUUCUAGCAGACCUAAUGCCAUUAAACAAAUAUGGGUAUAUAUAUCCGAGACGUCAACCGGACGUCCGGAGAUAACGGCCAAAUUCAUGAAAUCUUAUGGUGUUAAAAUAGAUGUCUUCGGUUUAGGCCCCAAGGUGAGUUCUGAACAAUUAAACGCUAUCGCGUCGUCUUCCAUGAAUGUCUUCACAUUUCCCGAUUACUGUUCCGCAUCGAAUUCUCUCAUCGAUUUCGUGAAUAAGAAAUUUUUGUGA